Molecule: messenger RNA, 2065 nt
Organism: Magnolia sinica
Lineage: Eukaryota; Viridiplantae; Streptophyta; Magnoliopsida; Magnoliales; Magnoliaceae
Product: basic leucine zipper 23-like
Exons: 2
Coding region: 1021-1824 (267 amino acids)
Biological process (GO): regulation of transcription by RNA polymerase II; DNA-templated transcription
Molecular function (GO): DNA-binding transcription factor activity, RNA polymerase II-specific; RNA polymerase II cis-regulatory region sequence-specific DNA binding
Source: RefSeq, a predicted model, not a curated record
UGGGAGAGGGGAAUGCUGGAAUUCAAAGACGCUUUCAAAUCCAAAGAUUUUUUUUCCAAAAUCAGGUACUUUAAAUCUUCAGAAAAUGAAGAGGAAUCCUUCUUUCUCAUAUUCAAUCAAAACCAUGAUCUUGCUUUUUCCAUAUUCUGCCAAAAAAGCUCUCUUUUCUGCAAUCAUUUGCCCCCACUUGAUGCAAAGAUUCCUUUCUGCACUGGAUGGUUCAACAUCAAGCUCUCGUCUAGAUGCUUUUGAUUUUGACUUUUUGGGACGAAUCUUCAUCUGGGUAGUCUUUUAAUUUUAAAAAGAGAUGAUUUUUAUUGAAAUAUUCUGCAAUUUUUGGGUGAGAUUUGGUUUUUUCUCUGUAUUUUAGCAGUUGAUGUUUAGUGGAUUUCUUGUAUUUCUGUUUUUAUCUGAAUUUAUGCUAUGGUAGUUGAUGGAUUUUUAUUCCGCUAGUAUUUUGAUAUUAAAAAAAUAAUAAUUAAAAAAAAAUCUGAUUUUCAUUGAAAUAUCCUGCAAAUUUUUUAGGUGAGAUUUGGAUUUUUCUGUGUUUUGGCAUUUGAAUUUUAGUGGGUUUUUUGUGUUUCUGUUUUUAUGUGAAUUCAUGGGAUGUUAUUUGGUGGAUUUCUAUUAUGGUGGGUCUAGAUCAACUACAGUGAACACGAAUUCGUGCUGAAAACUGGCAGUUUCUUUUUAUAUUUCUUUUUAGUUAUGGAAUUUGGUGAUCUGGGUUCUUGUUGAAUUGUGUUCAAAUUUUGAAUUUUGCAGAGGAUUGAGAAUCUCAGUUGAUUUGCAAUUUGGGUUCAUUGACUGUAGUUAGCACAGGUUUCAUCCGAAAUGGCUGUUCCAUCUUGUGUUUCUGUUCAUCUAUGGAAUUUCCAUAUUCUGUUCUGUUUGAAUACAGAUUCCUAAAAUGUGCUAAGGAUUACAGAUCGUUGUCUGAUUGGAAGUCGGGUUUGGAUAUUUUUAGUUUUGCAUGUGCUGUUUGGAAAUCCAUGUGAUGAUCGAUUGAAAGAACAGAACAUGGAUGAUGGAGAAGUUGAGCUUUCGGAGCAUGGGUUGUUACCAAAUCCCAAUAUCCAUGAAUCAACACCCGUCGACUCAUUUCUUGAUGACUUCUUGAAGAACACACAAACAUGUACACACACUCACACCUGCAACCCUCCUGGCCCUGAUGCGGCUCACACACACACAUGUUACCACACGCACACCCGAGUGAUCUCAAGCGGAGAUGACGAUGGGCCGAGUGAGAAACAGCAAUCUGUUCUGAAGUCUAGAAAGCCUUCGGGAAAUAGAGAGGCAGUAAGGAAGUAUAGGGAGAAGAAGAAGGCCCACACUGCGUACUUAGAAGAGGAAGUUAAGAAACUUCGCCUGUUAAAUCAGCAACUGUUGAGAAAAUUGCAGGGCCAAGCGAUGCUCGAAGCUGAGGUGAUUAGGCUGCGGACGCUCCUUUUAGAUGUGAGAGGAAAGAUCGAUGCCGAGUUGGGUGUUUUCCCAUUUCAAAAGCAGUGUAAUGGUAGUAGUUUUAAGGAAAGGGAUUGCAGUCUUCAAUCCAUUGAUGCAGGUGCAAGUCUUCAGUGUGGGACUGACGUUCCAUGCCUCCAUCCACAAAUGGGGAUGUCCUCAUCACUGGCUGGGAUUGGUGGAAAUGGGAAGAUGUUCAAUUGGGAAGGAAGCUGCGAACCUGCAAUAGUGGACUGUCGGGAUAACCCAAAUGGGGUUAUGGGGCAGGAUGUUGUGAAUGCUGAAGCUCGCCUUGAUUGCAUGAUGCCAACUUCCAUGGACAUGAUGGGGAGUUUAGUCUCAUCUGCUUCUCCAGAUGAAUGAUGGAGGGAAACUUUGGUUGAAUCAUAUCCGAGAGGGAAAAGCCGACCCUCCACUUGCUGUUAUUCCACCGAGUCAAGUCAAAGGUUAGCACGGUACCUAUUUGAACUUUAAAAACCCUUAAAUGAAUGGUAAAGAAAUUACAAUUUGGUUUUCUCCACUUCAUUAGGGUGUGUUUGGAUGUCACUCAUUUUCAUUUUCCAUUAAUCUGCAAUACCACAGCCUCCACUAAAAGAAAAAGGAA